Messenger RNA from Acanthocheilonema viteae, 2682 nucleotides. The record is from the annotation of a GenBank genome assembly. Lineage: Eukaryota; Metazoa; Nematoda; Chromadorea; Rhabditida; Onchocercidae.
AUGAGAAGUUUUGGUGAGGGAUUGACAAGCCCCGAAGUAGAAAUCGCCGAAGGAGGUGUUAUUGUAGACAGCAAAACUCGUUUUGCCGACUUAAAAGCAAUGUUAGAUAGCUCGAAGGAUAACUUGAAAAUGGAUGCUAUGAAGCGAAUCAUAAAUCUGGUAGCGAAAGGACGUGAUGUAUCGGAACUGUUUCCUGCAGUUGUUAAGAAUGUUGCUGCAAAAAAUCUUGAGUUAAAGAAGUUGGUUUUCGUUUAUCUGGUGAGAUACGCCGAAGAGCAGCAAGAUUUGGCACUUCUUUCAAUCAGCACUUUUCAGCGUGCUUUGAAAGACCCUAAUCAACUUAUUCGUGCAAGCGCCUUGCGUGUUCUCUCAAGCAUUCGAGUACCUAUGAUUGCACCAGUAAUGUUACUGGCUAUACGUGAAUCUGUCCGUGAUAUGUCUGCCUAUGUUCGAAAAGUAGCCGCACAUGCAAUACCGAAACUAUUUUCACUUGAAGAAAAUUUACAAACAGAACUGAUUGAAUGUAUUGAUUAUCUUCUCGGUGAUAAGCGUACUCUUGUCCUUGGCAGUGCAGUAUACGCUUUUGAGGAAACUUGUCCGGAUCGAUUUGAUUUACUUCACAGACAUUAUCGUAUUUUGUGUAAGGCUAUAGUGGAUGUGGAUGAGUGGGGACAGGUGGUGAUGAUUGGGUUGAUGACUCGUUAUGCACGCAGUCAGUUUAUUGCACCAACGGAAGUAGUUGAUCCAGAUCUAAUGCUUCUCCUUUCAUCUUGUCGUCCGCUACUGCAAAGUCAAAACUACGCUGUGGUUAUGGCUGUUGCGCAGUUAUUCUAUCACUGCGCACCAUCCUCUCAACUAUCAAUUAUCUCACGCGCACUUGUUCGGCUCUUACGUGGCCCGCGUGAAGUGCAGAGUGUUGUACUUGUCAACAUUGCAACGAUUUGCGCAACGAACCCGAAUAUGUUCGAAUCAUUUCUGAAAAGUUUUUUCGUGCGUCCUGCAGAGCCGAAGCAUAUCAAAUUGCUGAAACUGCAAGUGUUGACUUCAUUAGUCUCAGAAACAAAUGUGCAGCUGGUUCUUCGUGAGUUACAGACUUACAUUGGCAUGGCAGAAAUGGCAGAUGCUGCGGUAGAAGCAAUAGGACAAUGUGCUACUCGUGUUAGUUCUGUUGCCGAUUCAUGUCUAUCUGGACUAGUAUCUCUAAUUGCUUCAUCGAAUGAAAAUGUUGUUUCUGCUGCUGUUGUUGUUUUGAAAAGAUUAUUGCAUACGAAUCCGCCUUUGCAAUUACUGACACGUGUACUUCGUCUUAUUGAUUCUGUUAAAGCACCACAAGCUCGGGCAUGUGUGAUUUGGCUUGUUGCUACACAUGUUGACAAAGUUCCAACUCUAGCACCAGACGUCUUGCGCAAGAUGGCUAAAAGUUUCACUCACGAGGAUGAGAUGGUAAAGCUACAAACAAUGAACUUAGCAGCAAAACUAUGGUUUAUAAAUCGUCAAGAAUGUGAACUGCUAGUGCAGCAUGUAAUGCAGUUGUCUCGAUUUGACCAAAGUUAUGAUAUUCGAGACAGAUGUCGAUUCUUACGAAGUCUUCUGUUCAACGAUAAUAAAUUAUCUGCAUUUGCUAAUGAAAUAUUUAUUAUCGAGAAACCAUCACCAACUACACAAAGCACUUUUAAAGAUCUCGAACAAUUCCAACUGGGUAGUUUGUCGCACUUCCUCAACCAGCGUUGUAGACGAUAUCGCGACUUACCACAAUUUCCGGAAAUUCCACCUGAUUCGUCUAUGCGAAAUGCAGGUCAAAUGGGAGAAAUAAGUGAUGAUAUGCGAGUUAUUCAUGAAACUGAAGACGAUGAAAGUGAAGAAGAUUUUUAUUCGGACGAUGAAGAACAGAGUGAAGAAGAAGAAAAUGAUGAGGAGGAAGACGAAAAUGAAAAUGAUGAGGAGAAUGAAGAUGAAUAUGACGAGGAAGACAGGGAGGAAAGUAGAAGUGAUGAGAGCGAAGAACCUGCAGUAGCUGGGCCUAAAAUGCAAGUUGUUAUAAUUAUUAAUAUACUUACAAAAAAUAUGAUGUCUGGAAAUCUUGAUCUUUUACUGGAUUUAAAUUUUGAGCUGACACCAAUUCUUGCCAACAGCUGUGUCGUAGAGCCGAAAUUUGUGAAAACAUCGUUUAUGCCACUCAUGAAUCAUGCAGUCUGGUCCGCUGGGAUUGGUAUAGACAUAUGUUUUCCGCGUGAGACAUCACCAAUAUCACCGACGAUGUGUGCUGUUUUGUUUAGGUUUACAAACAAUUUAGAAACUAAAUCCUCAGAAAUCACAGCAUCUCCGAAGGUCAUAGACGAAAUGUCAACUAGUAACCAAGUUAAGGUGGGCAGAUUAUCACCCGGUGAAAGUAUCGUUAAGAAAGUUUACAUCGACUUUGGUGAUAGCAAACGAGCAUUUGAAUGGAUUAUCAGCACAUUAGAUGCUAAUGAAGUGACUGUCAUAAUUGAAGCUCCAAUGGGCGAACAGAUUGAACCAAUAAUGAUGACAGAAGAACAGUUUAUUAACGGAAUUUUGCGUCUGAGUGGGAUGAACGAACACUGCGGAAAUUUGAAGAAAUCUUUGAGGUCGGAAGAAUUGUAUGCUGUUGCGAAUUGCACCAAUGUCACCGGUUCCGAAGUUUGUUUUUCCAACUUAAAAUGA